AUGUGCAACACCUAUCACAUUCAGAGUGUGAAUAGUGAGAUGUCAGCUGAUUUGAAUGAAAGACUUAAACAGUUUUGGGAUCUGGAUACAAUGGGAAUCACACYAUCUGGCCCAGCAAUGAGUCCGGAAGAAUCAUUAGCACUGAAGAAAGUAUCACAAUCAUUGGCAUAUCAAGAUGGACAUUAUGCAGUGGCGAUACCAUGGAAAGAUGAUAGUCCAAAGCUACCAAACAACAGACAUCUAGCUGAACAGCGAUUGAAAGCAACUGAACGAAAGUUGGCUACUAGUCCAGAAGUAGCAGGUGCAUAUAAAGAAGUAAUCAAUGAAUACUUGGAGAAGGAAUACAUACGAAGAGUACCMAUGGACGAGCGAAAACCAGRAAAUGAGUGGCUUUUACCACACUUUCCAGUAACCAGACCAGAGAAGACGACUACAAAAACCCGAAUUGUAUUUGAUGCUUCAGCAGAGUUCAACGGCAUGAGUUUAAACAAAGUAGCACUUCCUGGACCAAAACURCARACUGACAUUCUUGAUAUACUGAUCAGAUUUCGCAAGGAACUGAUUGCWCUURUUGGGRAUAUAAGCCAAAUGUAUCUCCAAGUAAUUUUGUUACCUGAAGAUCGCCCUCUACAUCGUUUUCUGUGGCGGGAUCUUAACCCACACCAAGAGCCAGAAGUAUAUGAAUUCUCAAGACUUAUCUUUGRAGGAUGUUAUGGUCCAUUUUGUGCCCAAUAUGUGUGGCAACGACAUGCUGAGAUGCAUGGACAAGAGUACCCACUAGCUAGUAAAGCAGUCAAAGACAAUUGUUACAUGGACGAUGUCAUGUGUUCAGUGAAGUCAAUCAAAGAAGCCAAAGAAGUUCGUCGCCAACUCACAGAACUUGGUGACAAAGCAGGAUUCCACAUUCGCAAGUGGAUCUCACAGAAAUCAGAAGUGAUUGAAGACAUCCCUGUAGCUGAUAGAGGUAAGGAAGUUAAUUUAGAAAGAGAUGAAUUUCAAUCUACCAAGACUCUUGGAGUUUUGUGGACAGUUCAAGAUGAUAAAAUGACAUUUCAUUACACAGCACYKUCGACAGAGUUUAWUUUCACAAAGCGCAACGUCUUAAAGAAAGUUGYAACURUUUUCGACCCAUUUGGAUUUCUAGCACCUUAUGUUAUACGUGCUAAACUACUGAUGCAAGAAGCAUGGAUGUCAUCUCUGGGCUGGGACGAAGAACUACCAAAUCAUCUACAGAGAAAGUGGAGACAAUGGUUCGAUGAACUGGAGAUGUUAGACAAGAUCACAAUACAACGAUGYUUGAGAAACGACAAAGAAGUAAAGGACAUUACUGUUCAUACUUUCAGUGAUGCAUCUGACAAAGCCUAYGCUGCRGCAAUCUACGCACGACAUGAAUAUGAUGUUGAAACUGUCAGUGUCCAAUUAGUGGCAGCGAAGAGUAGACUAGCACCAGUAAAAGCAGUAAGCAUCCCACGCUUAGAACUCAUGGGAGCGCUAGCAGGACAGCGACUAACAAAGAAAGUAUGCUCAGCACUAGAACUGUCCUUAGACAAAGUCACUUAUUGA
Molecule: messenger RNA, 1563 nt
Organism: Exaiptasia diaphana
Lineage: Eukaryota; Metazoa; Cnidaria; Anthozoa; Actiniaria; Aiptasiidae
Exons: 1
Coding region: 1-1563 (520 amino acids)
Source: RefSeq, a predicted model, not a curated record